Cryptomeria japonica (Japanese cedar) is the source of this 1275-nucleotide messenger RNA. Its product is annotated as U-box domain-containing protein 33-like. The coding region runs from base 1 to 1275 and encodes 424 amino acids. The record is from RefSeq and is a predicted model, not a curated record. NCBI's taxonomy places the organism in Eukaryota, Viridiplantae, Streptophyta, Pinopsida, Cupressales, Cupressaceae. The transcript is spliced from 7 exons.
AUGAAGGAAUCUGCAGCUGAGAAAAUUUAUGUUGCCGUUGGCAAUGAUUUGCAUGAGAGCGCCUCUGCUCUCAAAUGGGCGCUAAAAAACUUGCAAGCAGCGUUAAUAGUCCUCCUUCAUAUUUAUGUUCCACCUCUGUUUAUACGAUCCGGAACGGGGAAUAUUCCUGUAAAGCAAGUAAGGAGUGAAUUGAAGGAGGCCUACGAGAAGAAUGAAAAGAGGGAGAUCGACAGUUGCAUGAACAAAUAUUUGCAGGUUUGCAGCCGAGCCAGGGUGAAAGCAGAUACUUUGAUUGUUUCCAAGCUUGAUGUUUCUAAAGGAAUUGUUGAAGAAGUUCGGAAGAGGGGUAUCACGAAACUUGUCAUCGGCACAACGUCAACACGCGGUGGCCUGUCUAAAAGGCUGAAGAUUCAAGGGCCAGGAAAAGCAGAUUACGUCCGAAAACACGCGAUCAACAGUUGUGACGUGUUUAUCGUAUGUAAGGAAAAUCUUGUGUCAGAGGGAAAAGGUUGUGCGGUUGAAAACGUUGAUUUUGGCCGAUCUUUCUCUGUGGAGCCAAACCCCGAACAAGGCUUGAGAAGCUCCAGUGAAGCUUCCCAUAAUUUUCCAGUGGAUGGAGAUUCUACGGCAGCUUCGUCAGAAGAUGCGAAUGAUGUCCUGUCUGAGCCUCAAUUAUCUCCAGAGGCGAGUAGAGAUAUCGAAAUCCUGAAAUUAACGGAGGUGUUGGGGAAGGCAAAAAGAGAAUUGGAAAGGGAAACCAUAAGACGUAUGGAAGCAGAGGCGGCUGCACUGAGAUCUCAUUGCAAGCUUAAAGAAUACGAAGCCGCCUUAGAAGAAGCAGUGAAAGAGAAAGAAAGCGCGAUCUUAGAAUCAAAACUUAAAGAAGACGAGUGGAUAUCUCUGCUCAACCGAUUUUCAAUUGAACGAGACGAUGCUUUCCAGCAACUCGAAGCGACACAGAAGAAGCUCGCAGCGGUGGAGAAACAAAACUACCGCAUUUUGCAAGAAAAGGAGGCUGAAAUUAAGAAGCUUCAAGGCUGUUUGCGUUCUGGGCCUCGAAUCGAAACGUCAUCCACUUCUUAUGCCCUUCAAAUCAGGGAAUAUUCCUUCGACGAAAUUAAAGCGGCAACCUGCAAUUUAUCUGAGAGCUUAAGACUCAAUGUCGGUGGCUAUGGCAACAUUUACAGAGGCGCAAUAGGACAAACAACGGUUACAGUUAAAACCCUCAGGGAGGACACUUUACAGGGUUGGCAGGAGAUCCGACGCGAGGUAUAA